Molecule: messenger RNA, 1692 nt
Organism: Leguminivora glycinivorella
Lineage: Eukaryota; Metazoa; Arthropoda; Insecta; Lepidoptera; Tortricidae
Gene: CycC
Product: cyclin-C
Exons: 3
Coding region: 200-1006 (268 amino acids)
Biological process (GO): positive regulation of transcription by RNA polymerase II
Cellular component (GO): mediator complex; nucleus
Molecular function (GO): cyclin-dependent protein serine/threonine kinase regulator activity
Source: RefSeq, a predicted model, not a curated record
UCUGACAACUGUUUUUGUUACCAGUCGCAAUUUUAUUGUAUUUCUUUUCAUUACAUUAAACCACAAACGAAGUGGGUGUUGUUGUAUUCUAGUAGAUUAUAAUAAAAUCAAGAAAAACUGUAAUGAAAUUAACUGCUACGAAAUUCAGUUUUAAUGAAUCCCUUCUGUAUUGAAUUUCGUUUACUCACCUCGUCUUAAAAUGGCAGGCAAUUUCUGGCAAAGUUCGCACCACCAACAGUGGAUACUUGAUAAACAAGAUUUGAUAAGAGAUCGGCAACAUGAUCUUGCUAUAUUGACGGAAGAAGAGUAUCAGAAGAUAUUUAAUUUUUUCGCUAGUAUAAUACAAAUCCUCGGAGAGCAAUUGAAGCUUCGUCAACAAGUGAUCGCCACGGCGACAGUGUAUUUCAAGAGGUUUUAUGCCAAGAAUUCUCUGAAAUGUAUUGAUCCUUUGCUUUUAGCUCCAACAUGUGUAUUCUUAGCGUCUAAAGUAGAAGAGUUUGGCGUUAUAUCGAACUCUCGUCUUAUAACCACUUGCCAAACCGUAAUUAAAAACAAGUUCAAUUAUGCAUACGGCCAGCAGGAAUUCCCAUACAGGACAAAUCAUAUCUUGGAAUGUGAAUUCUAUUUAUUGGAGAAUCUGGAUUGCUGCCUUAUAGUAUAUCAACCAUACAGGCCAUUACUGCUGUUUGUCCAAGAUAUUGGGCAAGAUGAUCAGCUACUAACUUAUGCUUGGCGAGUUGUUAAUGAUUCUCUCAGGACCGAUGUCAGCUUGCUAUAUCCCCCAUACCAAAUUGCAAUUGCAGCUCUUCAUAUUGCCUGUGUAAUGCUGGGAAAAGAAAAUCUCAAACCAUGGUUUGCUGAGUUAAAUGUUGACUUGGAUAAGAUUCAGGAAAUCGUCAGGUCCAUUAUUAAUUUGUAUGAAAUGUGGAAAAGCUAUGAUGAAAAAAAGGAGAUCCAGAGUUUACUUGGAAAGAUGCCUAAACCUAAGCCGGCUCCGCAGAGAUAAUAUUUACAGUAGAUAUGACUUUAAAUCCACUGAUGGAAGAAACUAGUGUUUUAGUGUAAAGUUACUUUGACUGGAAUGAAAUAAACACUUUUGUGGCCCACAGUAAAUAAUCGAUUAUGGCAUAGUUAUUUGGUUUCAUACAAAUUUUUGCAUUAAUCCUAGUUUUCGAGUUGUAAUGAGUGGCAAUAUGGUGACAAGUGAGAAUAAGCCAAAAUGAAGAUACCUGUACAUAAUCUUUACACUAAAUAAUGUUUUUAUAGGCCAGUUGCAUCAACCACAUUUGACAGACACAUUAUCAUCACACAGAGGACCUAUAUGGAACUUCCCAUACAAUAAAAUUUUACAAACUUUUAACGGUGUCAGAUGGUUUGAUGCAACCGGCCCUAAAGGAGAUUUAGUACUUAUUGUUUGAAUCAAACUUUGAGACUUAUUUUAAGAUGCAUGCCUCAUUAAUGUUUUUAGCAAGUACUUUUGUAGAUAGUUCAAUUAAGAUAUGGUGUACUUGAUAUUUGGUAGGUAUUAUUAAAUUUAUUCCAUUUAUUGAACUCAAGAGGCUAGUUAAAAUUAUACAUUAUACAUAUAGUAUUUUAUGCAACAGGCGUUUAAAGGAGGUCAAAAAAGACGAGUGACGUGGGUAACAAUUUGAGGCGAAGCCGAAAAUUGUUAUUAAGACGCCACGAGUAUUU